This is a messenger RNA of Dentiscutata erythropus, 330 nucleotides long. Lineage: Eukaryota; Fungi; Glomeromycota; Glomeromycetes; Diversisporales; Gigasporaceae. The record is from the annotation of a GenBank genome assembly.
AUGGUGAAUUUCAUCCUAGAUAACUACAAUUUUUCUCAUGGAUAUGGAAUUCCUAUUCCAGAAAAGAAAAUGAAAGGUGGCCCUAAUAAAUCAGUGAUUUUUACAAACAUGGAUGAUAUUAUUGAAUCUUUCAUCAUGGAACUAUCUUUUGAUGGGAUCUAUUCAGCCUGGCCUUAUUGCAAAAGCAAACUUGUAAUUGAUAAGGCAUCAAUGCCUGUAAUUCAACCAACUUUUUGCAUUGGAAGUAAUUCUGAAGUACCUGCAAUGUCACCAAAUUCAACGCCUUAUAGUGUGGAUAAUAGAGAAUUGAAAAGGCAGAUCCGAAAAUAG